Messenger RNA from Thunnus maccoyii (southern bluefin tuna), 1919 nucleotides. RefSeq names its product polyserase-2-like. Bases 1 to 1710 code for a protein of 569 amino acids. Gene Ontology annotation, molecular function: serine-type endopeptidase activity. The record is from RefSeq and is a predicted model, not a curated record. The transcript is spliced from 9 exons. Lineage: Eukaryota; Metazoa; Chordata; Actinopteri; Scombriformes; Scombridae. Gene Ontology annotation, biological process: proteolysis.
AUGCCGGAGCAGAUCGAUAUGUACUAUACAGUGAUGGCUCUCUACAAAGUGAUCUGUGUGGCAACUCUGCUGACUCUACUGAUACAAGUGUGCGGUCGUCCUCCGCUCAACACCAGGAUUGUUGGAGGACAGGUGGCACCUGAAGGCAGCUGGCCCUGGCAGGCCAGUCUGCAAAGUUCUGGAUUUCACUUCUGUGGAGGAUCCCUCAUUAACAAAGAAUGGGUGCUGACGGCUGCUCACUGCUUCCCAAGCACCAGCACAGCGGGUUUGGCUGUGCUCCUCGGUCUCCAGACUCAAGAGGGGUCCAACCUCAAUGCGGUGUCUCGGACAGUCUCUCAGAUCAUCAAUCAUCCCAACUACAACAAUGUCACUAGUGACAACGACAUCUCCCUCCUGAGGCUAUCCUCAACAGUUACUUUCAACAACUUUAUUCUGCCAGUGUGCCUGGCAGCCUCAGACAGCACUUUCGAUGCCGGCGUUAACACCUGGAUCACUGGCUGGGGCACCAUCGGAUUUGGAGUUCCUCUUCCUUCCCCACAAAACCUAAUGGAGGUGGAGGUUCCUGUUGUUGGGAACAGACAGUGUAACAUUGACUAUAGCGGCAUAGUCACAAUCACAGACAACAUGAUCUGCGCUGGGUUACGUGAAGGAGGGAAGGACUCCUGUCAGGGGGACUCAGGUGGUCCGAUGGUGUCAAAGACAGGAAGUGUCUGGGUCCAGGCUGGAGUCGUGAGCUUUGGUGCAGGUUGUGCGCAGCCUAAUUUCCCAGGAGUCUACAGCAGAGUGUCCAGGUAUCAGUCCUGGAUCAACAGCCAAAUCACCAGCGACCAGCCAGGCUUCAUCACCUUCACGUCCAAUGACCUCACUGAGGCUGUGGUCUGCGGUAGCGCCCCGUUGAAUUCACGUAUUUUGGGAGGAAGCUCGGUGGCGACUGCUGGUGUGUGGCCGUGGAUGGCGAGCCUUCAGAAGAAUGGAAGUCAUGUGUGUGGUGGGACUCUAGUGGCUGUGGACUCAGUGCUGAGCAACGCCAACUGCUUCUCAAGUUCACCUACAGCAUCUGAAUGGACUGUGGUCUUGGGUCGUUUGAACCAGAAUGGAUCCAACCCCUUUGAGGUGACACUGAACGUGACAAAUAUCACCCUAAGCAACCUGACUGGGUCUAAUGUAGCAGUGCUGCGUCUGGCAGCCCGGCCCACCCUGUCCAACUACAUCCAGCCCAUCUGCCUGGACAACGGACAGACCUUCACUUUGGGCUCCACAUGCUGGGCUGCUGGCUGGAGCUCUGGGCAAGGAGGGGUGGAACAAGUUCUGCAGGAGAUCCAGACCACAGUGGUAAACUGUGGGAACGCAUCAACCAGUGACAACAUUUGUACUGGAUCUUUUACACUGGAACAGGAUGAUUCUGGGGGUCCGAUGAUGUGUCAGAUAGACGGCUCUUGGUUCCAGGCAGCUGUGUUGUCAGGCAACAGCACCACCACCAAUCAAACACGAGCAGAUCCGGUGAUGGUCUUCACCAAACUGAGCCGCUAUCAGAGCUUCCUGGCUCAGACUGUGGGAGCAUUCUUAUCUCCAGCCUCCACCAACAGCACCGCACCUAACAGCACUGUGUCCACCACCCAGACCACCACGACCACCAGCGGGGGCUCACUUGCUCACCCCUUCUUCUUCUUCUUCCCUCUCCUCGUCUUCUCUGUGUUCCUCCACCUCUAAAUAGGUUUACAUGAUGUGACGGGCACAAAUGAAUGUAAACAACCAUGAGAGACAAUAUAGGCUUAAAGCUGCAUUAACUAAUCCAUGACUCUAUUCUGUCUUUAUUGGUGACCACUAGGAACAGAGAAGUGAAGUGUGCUGGGUUACAUCAGAGUGGUCUUUUACUUAAAGUCUCCUCCACUCAAAAAUCAGGUUUUUUUGUUGUUCCU